CGCCUCCACCAGUCGACCCACUUUUGACUGGACGGACUCUGCUGCCUCUAUCAUUAGUCUGCGUCUGUCACAGAGUUUGAAAAUCCGACGUUUAUCUCACAGCAAACUGCUUCACACUUGAUCUGAGAGUCCAGAACAGCCUCGUGAACAUGUAGAGAUGGAUUUUAUGAAGCUGUUUGGCACCGUUAUCGCUGUUUUGUUCCACCCAGGAUCCGCUUCUAAGUUAAAUGGCCCAAGGAUCUGUCGGCAUGGGACAGAGCGCCCAUGCUACAAGGUGUUCUACAUCCAGGACAGCAGGCGGAGGCUGACGUUUGAGGAUGCCAGGCAGGCCUGCAGGCUGGACGGAGGCGAGUUGCUCAGCAUUGAAACGGAGCGCGAGCAGCGACUGAUGGAGAGGUUCAUCCAACAGCUGCAGGCUGGAGACGGGGACUUCUGGAUCGGGCUCCGCCGCAGCCCACAGCGCUACAGGGCAGGAACCACAAGCCCGGGAUGCCCCUCGCAGUACUAUUGGCUGGAUGGAAGCAAGGCCAAGUUCAGGAACUGGCACUGGGAUGAGCCAUCGUGUGGUGGUGAAAUGUGUGCGGUUCUGUACCACCAGCCCUCAGCGCCACCUGACGAAGAAGGUCAUUUCCUGUUCCAGUGGAAUGAUGACAACUGCAACUCCAAGAACAACUUUGUCUGCAAAUACCCAGAAGAAAAAGUACCAGUAUUUACUGUGGAGGGGAGCAGAGCACAUGCAGUUCCAUCUCUGAGGCCAAACUUAUUCUCAACUACAGAAAGGGAUGAGAGGAUAAAAAUAGGACUGCCCGAGUCAUCAGUGUCUCUCUCAGACGACACCCUGUAUGUUUCAUACAUCCUUUAUGCAACCAUUCCUGCUCUGCUGCUGCUGCUGUUUGCAGCUGCUGGGUUCUUCUGCUACAAACAGCAUGCUAAGAGGAGGAAAACAGAAACCCAGAGCUAUCCCAGCAGAUCAAAACCGUGGGCGCCAACGACAGCUUCACCUUAUGCCGUACAAGGACCCUACGCCUUUAGUGACAUUACCAAACUUCCUCACACUGCUCUGAGCAGCAGCGUGCCAGCAGACAUCAUGACCAAAUACCCCUGUGCUCCUUCCCACGACUCCCAGUGUGACGAUUAUGAGAAUGUGUCAUGUGUGGACAGGCAGAGCGGCUUUGUCACCAACGACAUCUAUGAGACCUGCAAGGCGCAGAGCCGGCGCUGCCGCAGCCAGACUGGUUGGGUGGAAAAUGAGAUCUAUGGCUAACUGUGUUGAUGCCCAUCUGGUGAAAUUAAUAUGACCCAGCUAGACAGAGGAAUGCAAUGUUCUCCAACCUGUUCUUCACCCAAACAUAUCUCCAGUGUAGUAUUGCAUCCAAAGCAUCCAGCAUUCAAAGCUGCAAGUCAGAUUAACGCUUAAAGCAGGUUUUCUCAAAGUUCUGUCGGCUGUGACUCCAUAUUUAGUCUGCAAAUGUCCCAGAACCCCACCAGUAGAGAGUCCUAAAAUUGUAAAUCUGAGCGUGGCAUACCUUUGGAUUCGAGAGUAAUGCAUGGGUUAUGUGAAUAUGAUAAUAUAUUUAAAAUCUUAUUAAUACAUUUUAUUAUUAAACAUGACUAAAGAGUCAUGAAGGCAGCUCUGUGAGGCUGUGUUGAGGUAAAUGCGUCAGUGUGCUCACAAAGGCCAAUGCUAACAUGCUAAUGUUCAGCAGGUAUAAAGUAGACCAUGUUCACCAUCUCAGUGUAUUGUGCUAACAUUAGCUAAGUAGCACUAAACACAAAGUACAGCUAAGACAGUUUGGAAUGUCAUUAGUUUUGAAUGUAUUUUGUCAUAAAACGAAGUAUUAAAUAGAUGAAAAGUUAGAGCAUCAUCAAAGUUAUUAUAGUGAUAUGAGUAAGUGGUCCAAAUUUCAUGGCAGUGUUGAGACACUUCUCUUUAAACUUCACUGACAUUGAUGUAACUUCACAGCAGGUCUCAAACAGGCAUUAAUGAACUCAAAUAAGCAGAAAUGAGUCCGUUCAGUGCUGCUAUAUUUGGCAUGGAGGAUUGCACAUUUAACCCGGGGAAUAAGUGCAGGUUUUGAGGACUCACGCAAGGUUGCUCGUGUUGUAAACAAUCCAAAAUUAAACUACUCAGCCCUUUUUUCCAAUCACGUCAUCAUAUUAUGACACACAAGGACAAAAAGAUCCUGUUAGCGCUCUACGGCGGCGGAGUCGUCCUAUUCCGGGACUUUCUCUAAACCUGAAGAGUUGUGUCAGCCCUGUGCAAGGCUUCCUGUUUGGACUCAUGUCAGGGAACAGGACAGUACAUGCGGAAACACUGAUGACAGAACUCUGCUGACCCCAGUAAACCUCAAAGCUGUGGGCUUUCCCGACUCCACCUGACUGUGUGAGAAGCUCAACCCUCCCACUGAUCUGACAGAGACUUUUUGGGGGGUUUGGAAUAUGUCACGGACUCAUUCGUCAGCUUCUGCUUGUGAAAGCAUGUGCCUGCCUUGUUAAUUUUUAAACUAAUCAUGGAUAUACAUUACUGAACACAAAUGCCUGUGUUAUUUCUGAGUGUGUACUGAGUGGGCUGUUGGGCCUGUGUCUUGGAAAGAUGUGGCAAGCCCAGUAAGGAGAGGCUGAGUGUGUUCUUGGAGAAUGUUAGACAGGAAAUGCCAAAAGCACAUCUGGAACUCUUACAUUCAGGAAGUCUAUGCGUGACAGCGGAGGCCUCCGGAGCGCUGCUCUGCCUGCCCGUUAAGUAAUCCACUGUUCUGUGUUAGACUGUCACUGCACGAGCUGAAAAGAACGACUGCUGGGCGUGAGUGUGUGCUGUAGCUCAAAACAUGACAAGAUUUUGGCUGUCAAAUAAAGUUUGGUUACAAGA
Molecule: messenger RNA, 2866 nt
Organism: Chelmon rostratus (copperband butterflyfish)
Lineage: Eukaryota; Metazoa; Chordata; Actinopteri; Chaetodontiformes; Chaetodontidae
Gene: laynb
Product: layilin b
Exons: 7
Coding region: 158-1264 (368 amino acids)
Molecular function (GO): hyaluronic acid binding
Source: RefSeq, a predicted model, not a curated record